This is a messenger RNA of Cyphellophora attinorum, 1836 nucleotides long. RefSeq names its product Ankyrin repeat, PH and SEC7 domain containing protein secG. Bases 1 to 1836 code for a protein of 611 amino acids. The transcript has a single exon. The record is from RefSeq and is a predicted model, not a curated record. Gene Ontology annotation, molecular function: protein binding. NCBI's taxonomy places the organism in Eukaryota, Fungi, Ascomycota, Eurotiomycetes, Chaetothyriales, Cyphellophoraceae.
AUGGACGUCGUUCGCACGACACUGAAGACACUAACGCAGCAUACUUCGCUCAGACGCGCCACCAUCGCCGUCACCAUCGUACUUCCACUCCUGUCGGCCGCACACAUUCCCGCUGUUAUGGCCGCCGACGACAACCAAGCUCAAGCACCGCUCCAAGCAUCCCCCAACGAAGGUGAACCUCAGAUCGAAGCUCCACCUCAACGUUCACCAACACAGCCGACCCUGCAGGAGAACGACCCGACCGCUCUCUACAACCCCUUCACCGGCUCCGCCCCCCAAUUCAUCACGAUCAACAACGAAACCUACCGGCGCACCCCACACGAGGUCGACCCAACCCGCUUCACCCCUGAAAUGGUCUGGCAUGUCGCCGGCGGCAGCCCCAACGAACUCUGGCUGUCCGAUCCACACUGGUAUGACUCAUUCGGCGAAGAUCAAAUCGUGCAGCGGCGGGUUUGGUCUCUGUCUUCUGAAGCCGAGCGGAUCGAAGCUUUCAAGAGGCUGUUGGAGGAGUUUCCGAACAGGGGUCUGUAUAUGAUGUUCCGGGCUGCGGUCAAGGGACGGGUAUACAUUCUCGAGGCGUUGUAUGAAAUGGGUGUGAAGGCUAUGCCUGGGGUUGGAGCUGAUGAGGACGAGGCAACGCUGGUACCUCUGCAUGCCGCGAGCUUUCAAGGCCACUUGAGCUGUGUCAGGUUCCUGGUGGAGAAGGCGGGCGUAGAUGUGAAUGCACGAGACGACAUGGGCGGAACACCGCUCAUGCGAGCAAGCUGGGGUAGCCGAGUUGAGAUCGUGCGUUAUCUGCUCGAGAAGGGAGCAGACCCGACUGCCAAACAAGACGCAGAGCCCAAAGCAAGCGUAUUCGACUUCGCCGCUGGUGGCGGGAAGCUGGAGAUCAUCAAAUUUGUUCUGGAUGCCGCUGGACCCGAGCGCAAGAGUGAAUUGCUCACUCCAAUGGCAUUGCAAGCUGCAGCGGCAGGCCGAGGUGAGCUAGAGGCUUUUCUGCUCACCUUGAACGAGUCGGGCUAUCCUACGCCUCCACCUGAGAAUCGCGGAUCUGUCGAAUUGACACCUGAGCAAAAGGAUGUCCUGGAGGAAGCUCUCCGCAGGACACUUCAUCAUGGCAACAAGACGCCCGCCUCGAUGCCCGUCCUUGUUGCAUACCUCACCUCGAUCUCGCCAAGGAACAUGACGCGAAACUUCCCGGCUCUCAAGCCGGCAACGUUGGAUGCAUUCUCGGGUCGCUUCUUGGACCUCGCGAGCGCACCACCAUCUAAAGCCUCCGACCACAUACUCUCUGCGCUCGCUCGCAUCUUUUACCUCUGCUUCGCCGAAAGCGCACAGUUCGCGACUGACAUUCUGCCGGAGAACAGGCACGAGAUAUUGAACAGCGCCUUCGUUGAAGCCUCACACGCUUUCAACUUGCCAGCCAUGAAGCUGCUUGACACCCUGUAUCCAUCGAUAAACCCAAAUGCCAUUUCUCCACGGACGGACCGCGCGCUCGUCACUCCCCUGUACGCGGCCGCCGCUACAGGAAAUAUGGAGAUCAUUCAAUGGCUCUUCUCACGCUUCGGCGCUGACGUGAUCGAUGUCCAGAUUGGAAACGGCAAGUUCAUCAACGGUCCCACAGCACUGUGGAUUGCAAUUCAGGCAGAAAAGGUCGAUAUCGUCAAGUUCCUUCUCCGGGAAGGGCGUGGGCCCGUGGACUUCCUUAAGUCGUCGCUGGAGCCUGACACCAUGGAUAUCGUCAACGCUGCCUCUGCUGGCGGCACAGUGAAAGUUGGCUUUGUCGCCUUAAGACGCACAGAUCCCCAGUCGUUCUGGUGGAUGCGAUCAAGUUAG